GCCUUCGUCCAAAGCGGCCCAGCUGCACAGGCGGCCCCGGAGAGAAGUAGCCGAGCGCAGCUGCGCGGCCGGGCGGCUGCACAGACCAGCGCGACAGGUAGCAGCGCCCCGAGCCUCGUUGGCUGCACGGCGGCUACGGCAUCAGCUCUUCUGGCAGCGCAGCUUCGUGGCAAGGCCAGCCAGAGCCGCAAGUCCCAGGUAGUUGUCAGCGCCUUUGAGAAUGAGCUCGGCGUGCAGGCACCUUUCGGGUUCUGGGACCCCAUUGGUUUCACCGCAGACGGCGACGUCGACGCCUUCAAGCGCCGACGGGCCACCGAGCUCAAGCACGGCAGAAUUGCCAUGCUGGCAACCAUGGGCUUCAUGACUCCAGAGCAGCCCGGACGCAGCAGCCUUUUCCAGAGCCAU
This is a messenger RNA of Symbiodinium necroappetens, 405 nucleotides long. NCBI's taxonomy places the organism in Eukaryota, Dinophyceae, Suessiales, Symbiodiniaceae. The record is from the annotation of a GenBank genome assembly.